GUUGGCGACACGAUAUUGUGCGUUUUAGGUGAAAUAAUGUACACUAGAUAAAUUAAAUUUUAAUUCAGAUUCAUGAAUAAUACAAUAAGUGGUUAACUUUAUUGAAAACCGAAAACCGUGUUUAUAUAUUUUCGAAUGUGAAUGUGAUACCUACAUUUCGAUUUAUCGUAAGUAUCUAUAAAUACUAAAAUUCAGCUAUUAUACAUUAUUAUGUUUAUGUUUUUUAAUCAUUGUGGAAUCGUUUAAACUUUAUUUUAAAACCAUUUUUAAUUAUGUAACCCUACUCCGUGUACCAUAAAUAAGUACAUACUUUGUUUUUUCAAAUAGGAAACCUUUUGAAACACAGAAUUUAAUGAAGAAUAUUCUUUUGGAAAUAAAAUGUUGAUAUGCAUAACACUAUAAAAUCAGAUUUACCGUUUAUGAGUUAUAACAUUUUAAAUUUUAGACAAGAAGCGUAGGGAAGGGUAAUAAAUUGCAUAUCUAUUUUAGAUUCUGAGCAAAGCGAGGAAUGUAUUGGUUUCACAAUAAUGUUAAUAUUUAUUUUUUUUUUUCUUUGAACAACCAAUAUUUUUGAAAACAAUGUUUCUACCAUACAUUUUGCUCCAAUUUAAUCUGAAAGGUAAUCCAACUGGUUAGUACAUAAGGACAUAAGGUCAUUUUUUGAUUUUCCCAGCUAUUUUCAUAAUAAAUGGGAAAACCCGGGAAAAAACACGGGACAACUGAGAAAAAACGUUUUUGUUUUGAUUCAGUUUAAAAUAUUCGUAGAGAAUUGAAAUUUGGAGAGUAAACUUAUACUUGUCUUUUCUAGAGGUGGUCAAAUUUUCAAAAAAUAAUUUAAUUUUUAUUCGGUAGGUACUCUGUAGAUAAAAUUGUUAGACCUAACAGAAAUGCUUAAACAUUUAGUAGGAGAUACUAUCGUAUAAGUCGUAAUUUGUGAUACCUAAAAAAAAAUUAUGUGGAAUGCAGUAUAUUUUUUUUUUAUUAGAGUUUUAAAAAAAAAUUGCAAAUAUUACAGCCUUUAAAAACAAGUAUAACCGAACUCCGCUCAAAAUCGUUUUUCAUUAGCAAAGAUCAAUCGUUGUUUACAGAUGUACAUUAAAUUCCUCUCUAUAUCUUACCUUCUCAACCUUUUCACUUACAACAAUGGCACACCCAUCGUGUGAAGUAUUCCGUGUAUUUUUUAAUUGAUAAAUUGUUAACUCUUCCCUACUCCUCCGGCCUAAAAUUUAACGGUUAUAAUUAGGCUUAGGGACUUCUAACUUUAAAAAUAGUCAAUUAAUGCUGAUGGGUGUGUUAAUGUUGUAGAUGAGAAGAUAAAGGUAGGAUACAUAUAAAUUCAUUCAAUUUAUAUUUGUAUCCAAAGAUAAUUCAUAGUUAAUAAAAAAUGAUUCUGAAUGGUUAAAUGUGUUUUAAAAUUACAUGAUUUUUACGAUAUUCCCCAAAAUUUAAAUAUUAAACGCUUAUAAAAUUAUCACAUUACACUCGAAUUUUUUUAUCACUAAAAAUACAAUUUAGGAUAAUUAUUUUGGCUAAACCAGUAAAUUUUCUUUAGAUAAAUACUAAAAGAAUUUAAAUAUUUAUUUAAUGAUAGCUAUUACUACCUAGCUUAAUAAUCACCAGAUUCGUAUGAAAAUCGUUCUAUAUCUAGAAAGUGCAAACAUAUUUAUUCUAUGGAAAUUUCAUGUCAUUACGAUGUUUUCUAACCAAAUUGCGAAAAAAAAAGCGAAAUCGCAAGUUUUUAUGUUUUUCACGGGUUUUCCCAGUUAUUGUUGAUAAAAAUGAAAAAAAAAAUAAAAAAUGAACGGACAUAUUUCGCACGUGGGUGCAGCCACUGUUGUAGGUGGAAAGGUGGAAAGGUAGGAUACAGACGGGAAUUGCAUGUAUAUCUGUAAUCAACGAUAAACUAUUGCUAACGAAAAAACGAUUCUGAGCGGAAUUCAGUUGAUAGUGCUGCUUUGUCAACAACAUAAUGUAUAGGGUAUAUGUCUUAUUAUGGUAAAAUGAUAACAAUAAUGUGCGUUUCUAUGACAAUAAUGAUUGUUUAAAAAAGAUUAAAAUCAUAAAAACUUAAUAAUAACAAAAAAUAAAUAAAAACGAAUGCCAAUGACCUUAUUUUUUAAUCUUUUUUAACCUAAAGAUCAAGGUUUUCCUCAUUAUCUUGAAUAUUAACCAGAAUUUCAAAAAAUGACCUCUUUAAAAUACCACCUAAGGAACAUUUACUUUCAGAAAAGGUGCUAUGCUUGAUAAUCGGAAUACGAUUUCUGGUAGAAAAAAAUUCAAAGAAGCACCUAUUCAAUGCAUUAACAAAAUAAUAUUCUUAAAAAAAAAAAAAAUUAUUCAAUAUUAAGCAAUUAUUUUUAAAAAGCACUCAUUAUAGUAAAACCAAUACUUUCUACACUAAGAAUCUGAAAAAUGUUUUCGAUCAGAACGUAUAGCUCUAUUUUAUGGCACAUCCUACUGGAGUUAGGGUAUAACUAUUUUAAUCACUAAAUAUUAUAUUCUAUAAUCUAUAUUAUACUGUAACUAAAAUAGCUGGGUGUUAUUGCGUUGGUUCCAGUUAAAAAUAUCUCUGAAAAAUAACUGAUCAAAAUAUUUCCAGUAAGCAUUUCUCUAAUGGAAAUAUAAAUGAAAAUAUGGGAGCACGUAAAAUAUUGGAAAAUAUUUUGUCGGAACUGUAUUUUUUUAGAAAAAUAUUUUGUAGGAACUGUAUUUUGUUGGAAACGUACUUUGUCAGAAAUUUAUUUUGUCGGAAAAAAAUUCGUCAGGAAGAAUUUUGUCGGAACCGUAUUUUAUCGGAAAAUAAUUUUUACCCAACGACGAUAACAUGCAGUCACGGAGUGCUUCUGAUGAAAUUAUAUUGAACAGUUCUGACAAAAUACUUUCUGAUGAAUUAUAAAAAGGAGAUGAAAUAAGGAAAAAUGUACGAAAUGUAAGUAUUAGUUAAAAUACAUUAUAACCUCCUUUUUUUCUAUGCAUAAUUGAAAUAAAUUUAAAUUAAAUAAAAUCAAUUUAAAUAAAAUUAAGUUAAAUCAAACUAAUAUAAAUCAGAUUAAGUUAAAUUAAUUUGUUUUUUGAUCGCGAUCGAUUGGUUGGCGACCCCUGAUAUAUACGAUAAAAUUAAGUAGAAAUUCGGUGAAUUUGUUUUGCCACCUUCCCACCGAUGAAAUCAGUGAAAACGCCAAGAUUUGUCUAUUAGGACUUCAAACAAACAAUUCUAUUCCUAAUAUCAAUGAAAAAUGUAACUUUAUAGGAUUUAUCGUUAAAAGAAAAAAAGACGCUAUAAUUAAUGAUGAUACAGUGACAGAAAUUAGAUCAUUAGCCGAGAAAGAUGAAAUAAUUUAUUAUUUGGUGACGAUUCCGGCGGGAUCGUACGAGUUGAGUGUUUUAGAGGCCGCAAUUAAACAAAUUUUAUUCGACAAACCAAUAAAGUUUGAGUUGAAAACGAACAAUACAACAUUAAAGUGUAAAAUGAACUCGAGAGCGCAGAUCGAUUUGACUAUGCGCAAUAACAUAGGUACGCCAUUAGGUCUUAAAUAUGGAUUCUAUGAUGCAAACGUUAUACAUCGGUCUGAUUCAUUAAUUAAUAUCGCCAAAGUUAAUUGUAUAUAUAUAUGUAAAAUCUAACUUGGUUGCCGGUUCAUUCGUCAACGAAAAGCCAUAUAUUACAUGCAUUUUAUCCUAACGUAUCAUCUGGAUAUAAAAUAAUCGAAAUUUUUACACACUUGGUUUCAUAUUCGCUGAAUUGUAAUUCUAUAUCUCAUACUAGUAUAGUUUUAAAAGAUCAGGACGACGAAUCGAUCGAUUUGUAAAGGAAACCGAUCCCUGUACGGAUAUUAAUCAAAUAAAAUAAAAUAAUAAAAUCUAAAAUGGGCAUACAAUUGUAUAGUAUAAAUAGGACUACAAAGUCGAAUGAAAACAGCUGAAUCAAGAACACUAUCAAGUCAAUACUCUCAGUGAAAACAGUCAAGAAAAAUAAUUCAAAACAUAAUAAAAAAGGAAAAACUGUUAACAAUUAGCAAUUUAGCUUUUCUUCGUUCGCUAAACGCUAUUUAAAAUAUGGACGAAACGUAUUUAGAUGAGACUAGUGGAUAUGUUGAUGAUUGUAGAAUAACCGGCAUCGAAUAUCAUUCGUUUUUACCAUACCCGUCUACCGCACUAUCAAAAAAACGACGAAGUACGUAUUCCCAUACGUAAUAUGGAAUUAUAUACUUUGCCAUGCGAAAGUUAUAUUUACAUCGAAGGAUCGAUAACCAAACCAACAGGUAUGACCGGAGAUAUUAGUUUUAUAAAUAACGGACUGGCAUUUAUUUUUUCUGAAAUGAAAUACAAGGCGAACAUUCUUCAAAUUCAAAAAACCGAUAACUCAGGCAUAGCUACAAUAUUAAAAAGAUAUUAUUCAUAUACUGAAUCAAAUAUUAGUUCACGUCAUAACACCGCUUGGAACAGUGAUUUCAAAAAUGCUAAUACUAAUUUUAUUGAAACCGAUUUAAUGGAUGUAUUAACCUUAAGGAUUUGUUUGGGUUUUGCAAAGACUAUGAUAUUUAUGUGAUAUUUAAGGUAUACAUAUUAUAUUUUGCGAAAAUACAAAUAUUAUAACAGUUAUCGAGAAGAAAAUAAAUAAAAUACAAUAAUUAUGAAAAUAAUUUCUGAAUAGAAGACUAUCAUUAGUCAUCGACGACCGAUAUAAAAUAAUAUUUUGUUGUAUGGAUAAUAUUUAGCGGUUAUAGUGGGUAGAUGGGCGGGGGAGAGAUGUGCGUUAUAGCUCUUAGACUGAUAGGUUCAUACCGGUUCGUCAUCUUAGAUAACAUUUCGUAAAGGUGAAAUCUAUUGUCUUGACAUCGGCAACCGAUAGUGUUCAGAGGGUAUGCAGGGCACCUUUGUACCCGCAUGUACGCGGCUCUAUACGAAUAAAUUCAAAAGUGAACUAAAAUAUCGAAUAGCAUUUCGGUCUCAUAUAUCCGUCACGAGUUAUACAAAAAGGGUAUCAUUAGGUUCAUUAUUGGAUAUAUAAGUAUAUAUUAAUGUGAAACAACAAAUUUAUUUGGCGAUUUUCUCUAUAUAAACGUCAUUAACCGAAUACGAUAAUAUGCAAAGUAAUGUGGAAAAUAAUAUUUUGAUGUAUAGGUAAUAUUUAGCAGUAUAAUAUUUGUAAAAUGUGGACAAAAUAUUUAGAUAAAACAUAGUCAAAACGGGCCGAGUAUGUGGUGCAUAUAGACAAAAAUUUAAUGAGCAUGCUGUUAAAUUUUCAAGCACUACCGAAUAAAAAUUACGUAAAAAAACUCGUAAAGUUAAAAUGCGUAUAAAAGCCCAAAAAUGGAACAAAUAUUUUGAAAGUUUUAACGCAAACAAAUUUCGGAAAAGGUCAUACAAAUUUAUACAAAUUGUUCUUCUUAAUCGUGCAGUAUAAAAUACAUAAAUACUUAAUUAUUUACAUUAGGGGGAGGGACUGUAGACAUAUGUCGUUGGCCUCUCUUCAGUAUUUUCAAUAUUACUCGAAUACCAGUGUCGAACGAAUUCUAAAAACUGUCAAACAAAUUUAUACAAAUGACAGUACAAAAUACUUGAAUACGAAUUUUCUAGAAUUUCAUUGUAGGAGGAAAUAUGGACGUAUUUAUUUCGUACAUUUUUUUGUUUUUUUUUUUUUUCGGUUUUUUACAUUUAAUGAGAAAUUGAUUUAAUUUAACUUAAUUUGAUUCAAUUUUAUUUACAUUGAUUUAAUUUGAUUUAAAUAUUCUUUAAUAUCCUUUUAAGAAUAUUUAGGAGUUCAUAAUCUUGUUAUAAGGCGUAAAUCAGCUGAUAUUAUGUUCAGUUUUGAUAUCUUAAACGGUUUCGUUAUCUGCUCUGAGAUCUUAGUCCUAACUAAUUUCCGGAUUCUUCGUAAACACUCUCGUAAUACAGAUUUAUUUAUCGUUUAUUUAUCGUUCUGUUGUAUAAAGCAAACAUUGGUACAAACGCAUUUCUCCCUAGACCUUUUAGCUAAUUUUGUUUCUACAAUACAUUAUCUUUUUAAUAUAUCUCGCCAAUCUUUCAAAACUUAUGCUUUAACUUUAAUUAAUAAUUUAUAUUUAUAAUUGAUCUCGAAUUAUAUAACGAUUUUAUAACUUGAUUUAUGUAUAUAUAUAUAUUUAUUUUUGAUGUUAUAGAAAUGUAUUAUAUUUUUAUGUAAUUUUGUAAUUUUAUAAAAGUCUUUUACGUAUUUUCUGUUUUCUAUACUUAUUGUUAAAGGACGUUUUGUUCAUUGACUUUAUAUUAUAAUAAAUAUGUAAUAAUAUAUAAUAAAUAUAAUAAAUAAUAAAUAAUAAAUAAAUAAAUAUUAUUAAUAAAUAAUAUUAGAUACUCCACUAAACAGAUCACAAUAAUUUUACAGAUGAUUGUUAAAAACCAUGCCCAAUUUCGAAGAAAAUAAAAGUGCGCAUUGUAAAACAAUUUUUAAACAAACAUUUAAAUUUACCAAAAGUGUACCUGAACAGAGACUUUCGCCUGAAGGAUUUUUAAUACGAGAUUGCGGUUGCGUAAUGCGAUUUUUACCUAAUUUAGAUAAUAAAUUAAGUAAAUAUUAUAUAAGGAAAUACUAAAGAUAAAAGAUGAAUUGUUUAUAUUUAAAAAUAAUUACUUUAUUUUUUUAUUAGAUAAAAUAAAACUGCAACCGUCACCUUCAUCUACUAUCAAGAACCAAAAUACAAAAAAUAAUACUCUUACAGUACAAAAACCUACAAAUUUAAAUCAAACAAAAAUUACUUCAACGGAAAUGUAUGAAAAAUGAAUAUAAGUUUUUAAAUAUAAUUGAAAAUCUGAUAAGUAAAGUAUUAUAAAUAUAUUUCAACAAUUAAUAAUUCAGAAUGAUUCAAUAAGCGUCCUCACACCGUUUUUUAAAUUGAAUUUUGCAUAUAUUCAAAAUCUGAAUUUUGGAAUUAAUUUUAAAUACAUUUUGGUAUCAACAUUUUUGAUUUCUGUCAACCUGAUUACGAGAUAUUCCACUUUGAAGUUUAGGUAGGGGAAGAGUAGUGGAGCACAAAUUAAAUUUUGCCACAUAAAUGAUAUCGCCUACAAAAUGUAACCAAAAAAGUGGGGUGAGCACAUUUAGUAAAUCUUUAUGUACUCGUAUAUAUUUCAGGUAACGCUUUUUUUAUAUUAUUGUGUUAUAUUAUAUAAUAGCUGGUAUACUGGGAAUAGUUUACUGUAUUUUUCUGUUAUAUUAUAUUAAAUCGUCACUAUCAUGCAAAAAGUGACGAAGUGCACUGAAUCAUUUAGCUAAAUAGUUUUUAUAGACAAUACGAGUUAUUAGAGGUUUAUUAAUUGCAGAAAAAAGGACCAACUGGAAAUUUAAAAUUUAUAUAGAUAUAUCUAUCAAGUUAUGGUUUGUAUUUUUACCAAAAGUAUAUGUUUCAUAUGAUUAUGAAUAUUAAAUUCUUCAAACAAAUUAAAAAUUUCACUUGGACAAUUUUGUAUGAAUGCAGUGUCCUACAAAGAUUUGAAAAGAAUUACAAAUGCAAUAACUGUAUUUGUUUUACUAAGUGUUUUUUUUUUUUAGUUGUUUAUAACUUUUCUACCAGGAAUCUUGUUCCGAUCGAUUUUUGGAGUAUUUUCUGGUAGACAAUUUUGUCUAGUUCAUGCAUUUAAGAGGUUAUUUUUUGAUUUGCCUAUGAGUUUUUCUAUUAAUUGAAGAAAAUGUCAGAAAAACAUGAAAAUUUACCGAAUAUCGGUUUCUGUUAUUUUCAAUUUAGGUGUAUUGUUGUUAUUCAUUGAAAAAUAGUGAUAGUGACCAAUCGCUCCACUCAGAAUCGAAAAUCUAAAAUAAUUUAAUAACAAGUUCAUACUGGUGACGAGUACGGUCGGCCACUGUUAUAGGUGGGUAGUUGAGAAGAUAGAAUACAAAUAAUUAGUUAAUUUUUUAAAGUUUUUAAAGUUUUCCACUUAGACGAUAUCUUCAAACAGUAAAUCUUGAUUUACACUAAAUAUUCAAAUUUAACAUCUUUCGAACUCAAGAACAAAAAUGCUAUUGAAGUGUACUUCCUAACUAACCCAGAUGUUUAUCCAGUAAUAUCUAAACUUCUAAUGUCCAACUUCCAAUGUCUACUGCGACGAGAGAACGAUUCAUUCAACACUCCGUCGUUUGAAAACAUAAUUGAAAAAUUCUUCGGGACAAAUACGUUUAAAUCGUUUAGGCUUACGAAAAUAUAUUUAUCGUGAUAUCAACGUGAAUAUCAAUGAUAUUAUAGAAGAACUUGAUAAAACAUCAAAACGAAAAAUGAAUAUAUAUUUAUAAUUUUUUAAAAAAAUAAAUAUUUCAACAUUUUUAUAAUUAGCGCUGUAAAAUAGUAAUAAAAUGUUUAAUGUAUGAUUAUAAUACACACAAAAUUCAAAACAAUUUAAUUUGCUACAUUUUUUUCAACCCCUCCCCCCCAAUAAAAAAAAAAUCUGGAUACGCUACUGUGUAUAAUAGAAAAUAAAUAAAUAAGCAUUAUAUUUUCUCUUUAAUAAUAUUUGUUUAAUACUGUACCGAUUUUCCCAUGUUUUUUCCCGGUUUUUCACAUUCAGAUUUUCAUUUAGAAAAAGUUCUAUUAUUGUAAAUCGGAGCGAAAUUGCUGGUAAAAAAGUUGUACAUUUUCCCGUUUUAGAAAAAUUUCUUAAAUUACAUAAACAAAUUACUUAAAUCGGAGCGACAUUGGUGACAGAAAAGUUGUAUACAGGAAAAAAAGGCUAUAAUAUUUUUUUAAUAAUACCUACACUUCGUACAUUUUCCGUUUUUCUGACAUUUUAUCUCGGUUUUUCCCAGAUAUUAUGAAAACAGCUUGAAAAAUAAAAGAUGACUUCCCUAAAUUACCAUGGAGAUAAAGUUUCCUUUUAAAAAAUAAACUAAACUUGAUAACUAAAUCGAUUUGCACAACAAAUCGAGGGGUAUUUUAUGAUUAAAAUAGUCCGAGUGAGUGAUAGCUUGGGUUUCUAUGUACAUCCAAAAUGCAUUUGUUUUUUCCUUGUUUAAAUAAAAGGGAAAAAAAUGUAAAAAAUUUUGUUUUCGACACAUUGGUUUGAACUCAGAACCUCUAGGAUGACAAUAGGCAUAAAUAACUAUUAGAUUACGACAAAUGUUUUUUAUAAAGAUAUUAUAGAGUUAUUUAACAUAACGUAUAAUAUGCGCAUACUAUCAGAACUUCAAAAAACUAUAAUUACUAAAAAUAUAAAACGUGGUAUUGCCAAAAACCAAAAUGUUCAUAAGUCAAGGAAAACUAUAACACAUUUUCUGACAACUAUAAACAUUCAGAAUAUGUUUAUUUAUAUGUAAAAAACCAAAAAAAAAUCAUUUACAGUAUCAAAAUAAAUUUACCUAAGUUUUAAAAAUAGUUUUUAAUGCUUCAAAAACUUUAUGUUAGACCAAAACAUUGUAUUGCUGGCAAUACCACGUUUUCAAGAAACAUAUUUAGCAAUACAAAGUAUAUAUAUACAAUAAAUUUGCAUACUGAGUUUAUAUUAUUAAACCAAAACACAUAGUUUGAAUAAGGCAUCUCACUUAACAGGAACGUAAUAUUACUUAUAAUUAUUAUUAUAUUUAGCUUAUUACUUACGUCUUGAGUAGCUUUUAAAAUUUUAAUUGUUCUAUUCAUAUUUUUAAUAAUAAAAUAGCAAAUAAUGUCAUAGAACAAUAAUAUGUAACAACAAAAUAUGAAAUUAAUUAAUUUUAUGUUGUGUGAUAGUAUGAUCAUGAAAAUCUGAUCAUAAAACCAGACUAGUAAUCAGUUAUCACUUUUUACAUAUUAGAUAUACACAUUUACAUUUAUUUUAGUAUUAUAAAAUUACCAAUUCUACAUAAUAUGAUGAAAUUAUUUAUUCAAAUCCCUUUAAAUACUUUAAAAAGCUCAAAUUUCUGUAGCUGACUGUUAAAUUGUAUUUAACGUAAUGUAUAUGGUAAUAUCACGUUUUGCACUGAUAAAAAGUUAGUUUCUAUACAAAUAGCAUAGGCAAUAACAUUUUUUGGCAUGAACUUGGCGAUACGUUCUGAUAUGGCUCAAAACGUGGCAAUAACACAUUAUGCACUGAACAGCUGUUUUUAAAUCGAUUUUAUUCAUAGAAAUAAUCGAUGUAGUUUAAUUUUGAUCGCAAAUUUGAUAUUACCGCAUUUUUUCCUUUUAAAUCAAUGCCUAAUUCGAUUUUCGAAUUGUUGGCAAUAUCAGGUUUUGUAUUUAAACCUUUCAAUUUCAAAACUUAGUCAGUCCGCUUAAUUUUGACUUCACCAUCGUUCUUAAAUCGGCAACAUACAUAUGCUCGGUAGUACCUACCGAAUAAAUAUUACAUACAAAACUCUCAAAAUUUAAAUGUCUAUAAAUAUCUCAAAAAUGGGUAUAUUUUUUAAAAAUUUUACCACGUCUAGAAAAAACAAAUGUAAGUUUUUUGUCUAAAGUCUCUACGAAAAUGAUUUAUUGAAUUACAACAAAUAACAAAAUUGUAAAACAAUAAAAACAUUAUUUUCGUAAAUUUUCCGUUUUUCUUACGUCUUAUUCUGGUUUUCCCAGAUAUUAUGAAAAUCGUUUGGAAAAUCAAAAAAUGACCACACAAAAGUACUAUAUGGAUAACAUUUCCUUUCAAAAACGGUGUUGCGCGUUUUACCUGAGCAAGAUUUACAGUAGAAUUUUUGUACACAGUAUAAAAAAUAAACAUCUUAGUAAAAUGUUCGCGAAAAUAAAAUUCCCUACACUCAGAAUCUAAAAAAGAAAUACUACAUUACCUAAUCUCAAUUUUUUUUUUUUUUUUUUUUGCCAGUACUUUCUAUGUAUUUUUCGAGUUUGCUUAAUCAUGAAAACAAGUACAAGGAAAAUCAAAAAACAACUUCCUUGGUUACCAACUAGAUUAAAAAUGCAACAAAAAGGUCACAUUGUUUUUUUCUAUCAGAGCAAUAUUUAUGGUAGAAAACAUAAGCCGUACAAAUUUUAAAUAAUGAAAUCAUUGCAUCGUAAUUUGGAAAUAAAACGUAUUUUUCGUCUUUUUUAGUUUUCUCAAUUAUUAUGAAAAAUAUUUUGGUUAUCAAAAACGACUUUUUUGUCAGUGGUUAUACAUAAAAAGGAACAAAAUCGGUUUAUCAUUUUCCGAUUAGAACAAUAAUUCUAGUAGAAUACAUCAUGAACAAAAAUUAUGAAACAUGUGAUAGUGUCAUGAUGUGUUGCAAAUAUUUGUCGUUUUACCUAAAGUUUUUUUUCGGUGUUUUCAUAAUUAUUUCAAAAACCUGUUUGAAAAUAAAAAAAAGACCUAUUUAGUACACCAUCUAGACAAAAUUUCCUUUCAGAAAAGAUACUAUACACUACACAUCGUGCAUUGGUACUAUACACCAGAGCAAGAUUUUUAUUCAAAAAAUUAUUUACAGACAGAAAAAAAAAAAUUGUAAAAAAGGACUUAACAUAGAAAAACUAAUAGAUCCCUCACUAAGCUCCGUAUCUAAAAUAGUGCACAUUUCUGGAAGUUAAAAGAAAAAAUUAAAAAAUUAUUGUUUAAAAGAUGUUAUUCAUUUAUUAAAUAUUUUAAAAACAAUGCAUAACAUAACAUGUUUUCUGGAGUAUUUACCAGUAAGUUAUAUUUGCACAUUAUAUUUAAACAGUGGUCUAUUUAUUAGAUUCGGAACGUAGCGAGGAAUCUGUUUUUUUUUUUUUGUGUAUUUUGUGUCUGUGAGCAACUUUUUUACCAGCAAUCUUGUUCCGAAAUAUCAAGUACAUUUUCUGAAAGGUAAAUUCUAGUUUGUGCAUUAAAGAGGUAAUUUUUUAAUUUUCCAAAGUAUUUUCAAAAUACUUUUCAAAAUGCUUGAAAAUUUGACAGGGAGUUCAUUAUGAGUCUGACAUAGUGGCGAGAAAAAAAAAUGACAGUAAUGUAGUAUUUCUUUUUUUAUAUAUAUAAGAAUUUAAAAAUGUUACUACCUUUAAAAAAUGUAUAGCUAAACUUUGUUCCCAAUCGUUUAUCGUUACAUGUAUAAAUUAAAUAACUUAACAUAAUAUUCCACCUUCUUAACUACCUACCUACAACAGAAAUCUCACCCGGUCCCAGUAUCGAUUUUUUUUUUUAAAUUUAAAUUUUUAUUGCAUUUUUGAAUUUUAUUUCAGGAAUAAUACCAAAAAUAUUGGAAAAAAAAUAUAUUUUGACAAAUUUGAACGCAAACGAUCUUGUAAUUUCCAGCCUACCUCAUUGUAAGCAACUUAAGUAUACUUAUCGAACUUUUUAUGUAAAAAUAUCAUAGGUACCAUACCUAUGUUCUGGGUACCUGUAUAUUAUGAUAAUCGAUAUUCUUCUAUUCAAUCAUAUUAUAUUAAUUAGUAUUGAAAAAAAAAAAUUAGUUAAUUAAUUAUAUUUUAGUAUUAAGAAUGGUACACUUUUAUGAUGAAACAUAAAAUAUUUCAUUUUUAAAUUCUCAGUUAGAUUUUACUAACACACUUGUUCAACUGAAUAGAUUUAGAUAGAAAUAGGGUUUUUUUUUAAAGGGAGGAAGAUAUCACGGUGACUCGAGUAUACUUUUUGAUCCUAUAACUCACAUUGUCAGGAAGUUAAUUCUCUUUGGCCAUAGUAAUAGGUAAUUAUAUAAAAACAAUUUAAAAAUGAAAAAUGAAAAAUUUUAAUGUGAAAGUACAUUUAAAUUAUCUAAAAUAUAUACUAUAGAUUUUAUAUUACCUAGAAUGAAAUAUAUAGCAAAAUAAAUAAUUAUUUUUAGAUAUCGAUCAACAUUUUGGAUGGAGCCAAGAGUAGUACCAGUUAAAUAUACCACUGAAGUAAAUUUUGACCUAGACUCUUCUAUAAAAAGAUUUACAGAGCAAAUUGAUUUACAAGUAAUAAUUAAGGUUUCAUUACAAUAUUUUAGAUUAAAAUACUGUAAAUUUAAUUUAAAUUUUUAGAUGAAAUUAGUUCCGUGUCCAUAUAUUCAACAAAUAGGAACUACCACACGUUACAAGACUACAAUUGAGACAAAAAUUCAACCAGCUUAUACACUACCACUAGAUACCACUAUUUAAAUGUAAUGAUAUCGUAUAUUUUACUAUUUAGUAUUUAUAGUAAUAAAAAUACAAAUCAUAAUAAACAAUAUGUAUAGCAUGCAUUAAUUUCAUUUAUUCAAUCGCUGAACAUAUUAACAUACGUUAAUAUGUUCACAUUUUGUAUACAUGCGAUAAUAAUAUAACGAUUAUGAAAAAAAAAAUAAAAUAAGGAAAUUAAAAAAAAAUAUUUAAAAUAAAAAUUAAUACAAUUUUAAAUAGGCAAAGCACUUUUGGACCAGAACGUUUAUGCCUCUAAUAAAACUGCAAUCUGUUUGGACCAAUACUUAUAAAUUUCUAUAAAGGCUCGCUAAACAAACGUUCAGUUAAACUACGAAAACUAUUUUUUAAAUUAAGUAAUAAGUAAAUUAAUUAGGUUUACGUACAAAAUAUGUGUAUCAAUUUAGUUGUAAAACACAAAAAAUCCAGUUAUAUUAAAAAUAUAACUAUAUCUAUUAUCUUUAUACAAUAUAUAUCUAUGUAUCAAGGUCUUAUAUACGAUAAGAUAACACGAAUAAAAUAUUACAAUAUAAAGGCUGGAUAACUAAAUAUUCAGUUAAGCUAAUAUAAAGAAAAUUUUUGUCCAAAAGGGCUGUAUAAAAGUAGUAAUUUUUAGCCCAAACGGGUCUUCAAAAUUGGUCUAAACGGGUCCUGUACUUUUAAAUCAUAUGCUUAUAAACCAAGCUAAAAAUUAAAUAAUAAUGAAAAAUGUUAAUAUAAAUAUUUUCUCGUGUAUACCACGAUAAAACCAAAUUUAUUAAGAUAUAAAUUAUGUACUCAGGUACACCUAUAGUAUUCAGCAUGGGGAACUUUUCACAUAUUGAAGGAGUCUCACUCAUACAUUAACUUGUGGUAAGGACUUUUGCUUGAUUGUAGUACUUUUUUUUUAUUUUUUUAAUAUUUUAUCAAAAGAGCCUCAUGUUUAAAUAUAUAUGUGAGAUAUGAUGCGUAUAUUAUCAUUUACUAUGUUAUACCUAUACAAUUUAGGUGUAAUCAUGAUACAUACGCGAACAAAUUGAUAUUUUAUACACUUUUUUCUUUAUAUUAUAAGCAUUUUAAUAAUUUUUUUAUCAAAUAUAGUAUAGGAAAAUUGACAAUGUGAUCACGGUCCAUGGGUUAUUUAUAGUGGACGCUAGGUAUGUGAAAAAUAAAAUGUAUGAGGCGUUUUUGGAUAUUUUGAAAUUUUUUCAAAUAACAAUAUACAGCUGUAUAUAGUAUAUAGGGCGAAAAUGGAAAAUAUGAUUAUUAAUUAUUGUUUUUUUAUGAACGGAUAUACAAAACUUAAAGUUAAUUGGAACACGAAAAUUGGGUUAAAAGUCGAUCACAAGUUUUAAAUUUCUAGGUGAGAAGUAAAUUGUCCCAACACUCGGGUUAACGCGCCAUGCGAGUACCUUUCGGACGCGUAUGACGCAUUUAUGCCACGGCGUGGGGCGUCGGGUGGCAGGCGCAAAGCGAUCCUGG
Molecule: messenger RNA, 14459 nt
Organism: Cinara cedri
Lineage: Eukaryota; Metazoa; Arthropoda; Insecta; Hemiptera; Aphididae
Source: the annotation of a GenBank genome assembly